CUCACAGAGAGCGAGAGAGCGAGAGAGAGAGUUCUUACAACACCAGUAGGCACUCCUUCCUACUUUAUCUCCAGCCCCAUUCCUCCUCAACGCAAGGCAAAUAAAGCAGGGCAAGACCUCAGUGGCCAAUAUGAAUGGGACUGUCCAUGCAGGAAUCAGCCCCAACACCAGCAACUCAUGGCAGGUGGAGGCAGUUAGGGGCGUCCAAAUGGCAGCUACUCUGAUUAUCUUCCUGAUUGGCGUUCCUCUGAAUGGGCUGGUGGUUUGGACACUUGGACUGCGGCAUAAUCGUCACCUGGCACGCAGAGGCAGCUGUGAGGAGACGCGUGCUGCCAGCAGUUUCAGGAUUUAUGUCCUGAACCUAGCCCUGGCUGACCUGGUGCUGCUCCUGCGCACCCCCAUAAUGUUGGGCUACGUGGCUCACAACUACAGCUGGCCGUUCGGCCUCGUCUUCUGCAGGCUGGUCAUGUUCCUGCGAGGCCUGGGCUUGUACGCCUCUGCCUUCCUCCUCUGUGCUGUGGCCCUGGAGCGAUGCCUGUGUCUGCUGAAGCCGGUGUGGGCUCGCCUGCGGCGCCCCUCAUGGGCUGUUCCUCUGGCCUGUGGCCUCAUAUGGCUGUUAGCCACCAUCUUCUCUGCCCCCUACCUCCACACUGCUGUGCUGAUCGACGUUAACGGGACACUCCAUUGCAGGGAGAGCGGGAACUUUAACAUGUGGCUCUUUGUCACAGAAACAAUAGCAGGUUUCAUCUUGCCCCAGCUGGUGUUCCUGGGAAGCAACCUGGCUGUUGUGCUCACCAUUCAGCAAGCAGUGCCCUCGACACCGACAUCCUCCAGCCCUUCCAAUGCCCGCAGGAUGACCAGAAUGUACCACGUGCUCUUUGCCACCAUGCUCCUCUUCCUCACCUGCUGGGUGCCAUAUUUUAUUUGUCGGUUUCUGCGGGCCUUGGCCGUGGGGCGCCCUGAACGAUUGACACUGUAUAUCCGAGCAUCUUGGGGCGUAUACGUAUCUCUGUUCCUGGUGUACAUCAAGUCCGCUCUCAACCCGGUGCUGUACGUGUUCGCUGCCCGAGGCUUAAGUCGUGCCAUCAAAGCUUCAGUUGUCUCCACCCUAGAAAGACUUUUCAAUGAUGACUCUUCAGAGUCAUUUCGGAGGAAGUCACUUAAGAACUCUCUUAAAAACUCACAGAUGUAGCCAGGAGGUUAAAAAUGCAUUAAUGUUGUAGUUUUUAUAUUAAAACCAGACAUUUCUUUG
Molecule: messenger RNA, 1252 nt
Organism: Notothenia coriiceps (black rockcod)
Lineage: Eukaryota; Metazoa; Chordata; Actinopteri; Perciformes; Nototheniidae
Product: C3a anaphylatoxin chemotactic receptor
Exons: 3
Coding region: 131-1192 (353 amino acids)
Biological process (GO): positive regulation of cytosolic calcium ion concentration; complement receptor mediated signaling pathway; inflammatory response
Cellular component (GO): plasma membrane
Molecular function (GO): complement component C5a receptor activity; G protein-coupled receptor activity
Source: RefSeq, a predicted model, not a curated record